Propithecus coquereli (Coquerel's sifaka) is the source of this 333-nucleotide messenger RNA. Its product is annotated as chromosome unknown open reading frame, human C5orf58. The record is from RefSeq and is a predicted model, not a curated record. The annotation marks the transcript as partial. The transcript is spliced from 4 exons. NCBI's taxonomy places the organism in Eukaryota, Metazoa, Chordata, Mammalia, Primates, Indriidae.
AUGGAGGAGGAGGAGGAGGAGGAGGAGGAGGAGGAGGAGGAGGAGGAGGAUACGACCUUGGCCUUUGGAAUAGGACCUGCGGAGGAGGAGGAGGAGGAGGAGGAGGAGGAGAUGACCUUGGCCUUUGGAAUAGGAACUGCUGUGAUGCUUAAGAAUAAUGUUAAGGAUCAUAAGCUAAAUGUGGAAGCCAUAAUUAAAAACAUUCACACAAUUUCUUUGGAGUUGAAGAAGAUGAAAGCAGCCAUGGCCAAGGGGACUGGGACUACCAAGACCAGUUUGGACCAGUCAGGACUUACUGCUAGAGCUGGGGAGAGGAAUACCUCAGAUGAAAUC